Molecule: messenger RNA, 1172 nt
Organism: Cricetulus griseus (Chinese hamster)
Lineage: Eukaryota; Metazoa; Chordata; Mammalia; Rodentia; Cricetidae
Source: RefSeq, a predicted model, not a curated record
AGCUUCUGGAGGUCUCUGGGAGGAUUCCUGGCGUGCUGCAGAGGUCGUGGGAAAAGAGCGACACGAGCAGUUUCCCAGGGGACUGGAGUCCAACUUUCUGAGUUGAUUUCUGGGUGUUUUGGGAUCCCCGUGAGAACCUAGGUGAUGUUCAGUUGGAUGUCUAUAAUGUCUACUGAAAUGGCAAAAAGUCUUUUGACUACAUCUCUGUCUGCAAGGACAAAACUAUUACAAACAGGGGUGUCGCUUUAUAAUACAUCUCAUGGCUUCCACGAGGAGGAAGUGAAAAAGAUACUGGAGCAGUUUCCUGGUGGGUCCGUUGACCUUCAGAAGAAUCAGAAUGGCAUUGGCAUUCUCACUCUGAACAACCCCAACAAAAUGAAUGCCUUCUCAGGUGUCAUGAUGCUACAACUUUUGGAAAGGGUAAUUGAAUUGGAAAAUUGGACAGAAGGGAAAGGCCUCAUUGUCCGUGGUGCAAAAAAUACUUUUUGCUCAGGAUCUGAUCUGAAUGCUGUGAAAGCACUCUCCACCUCAGAGAAUGGGGUGGCCUUAUCUAUGUUCAUGCAGAACACCUUAACAAGAUUUAUGAGACUACCUUUAAUAAGCGUUGCUCUGGUUCAAGGCUGGGCAAUGGGUGGAGGAGCAGAAUUUACUACAGCAUGUGAUUUCAGGUUAAUGACUAUGGAGAGUGUGAUCAGAUUUGUCCACAAGGAGAUGGGCAUAGUUCCAAGCUGGGGUGGUGCCAGCCGGCUGGUUGAAAUCAUUGGCAGCAGACAAGCUCUCAAAGUGUUAAGUGGGACCCUCAAACUGGAUUCCAAGAAAGCUUUAAACAUGGGCUUUGUUGAUGAGGUCUUACAGUCUUCAGAUGAAGCUAAGGCUCUAGAAGAGGCACAAGAAUGGCUAGAGCAAUUUGUCAGUGGGCCUCCAGAAGUCAUUAGAGGUUUAAAAAAAUCCGUUUGUUCAGGAAGAGAGCUGUAUUUAGAGGAAGCAUUACAGAAUGAAAGAGAUGUUUUAGGAACACUGUGGGGUGGACCUGCAAACCUAGAGGCUAUUGCUAAGAGAGGGAAACAUACUAAAUAGUUUUUAAAAUAUGGGAGUACUACAAGUUGAAGCUUCAAUGAGAACAUGGAUGGAAGUGAAGUUAUAUUAAAAAUGAGCAGCAGAAUUCAUUUGAA